GCGAUGUUGCGCGAAAACAUGGUCUACUUAACUUUGAAACGAUAAUGUCUACCAAAAAAUGCUGUUCGCGCCCUUCUUUUGGUGAUUUGUGCGCGAAUUCAGAGAGAUACAUUCUCUUUUUAUCAUUUGAAAAGCUUUAUGGUGAUAACCAGGAACCACUGAAUUCAUUGCUGCAAGACGUCUUGUUGGACCUCUCCAAACGUGACAGUCGAUGUGGUAAUCUUAGCAUUCCAGAGAGAAAGUGUCACUUUGCUGUUGUCGAUCCCACCUCCUGCCGAAACGAGCAUGCCGAUUGGUUGGCCGUUGACGACGUCCAUAGGAGCUCGCCCUCUAAGAACGGUGGAGGGUCAUCCAGCAGGAUGGCUGAAUUGCAGGACACGGGGGAGAAUCUUGACUUAAAGGAAACUGACGGAGUGAGCACAGAUGAAUUGGAUUUUAGAUUAUCCGAGAGGAUCCAUGCUCUGGCAGACAAGCUUCCUCUUAUCGGGCAUUAUUUUGACAUCGUAUGGCUCACAACAUCCAGAACCAACGUGCCAAUUACCGAUCAUGUUUCGCUCUACGGCGCGCUGCAGCGCCUCUGCUCCUGGCAUUCCGGGCUUCUCACCGUAGUCUGUGACGACGCGAGUCCUAGGGAACCCCCCCACGACACCCUGAACGACUGGGUGAACUGUCUCCAGGGGAGAGUGGCGAGGGGUGCAGAAUCAGUCGCGGAGGCAGUGGGUCGGGGCGUGGCCUGGCAGGGGGAGGUGGUUCUUGCUGAUGGGAAGGGACAGAAAUCUUUACGUCUUCCUGGCUUUGUCCUGGAUUCAAAGCUCAAUGAUGACACGACAUUUCACGUCCCGGAAGCUGCCGUCAUCCAAAUCUGUGCGUCCCCCGAAGGGAAGCCAUUAAAAACACAGGCAACCAAAAACACCAUUACUUUUUCAAGACAGUUGGAAGUUGUCUGUUGUGUCUGCCGAUCGGAUGUUCCCAGUCAGUUUAUUUCUCCUCUACAGCUGUCACUACACCUCUUGCCGGGCAGUCGCCUGCCUAGAUCCGAACAUUUUCUGCAUUGGUUGUCGGAGGUGAGCCGGUCAGAAGAUGCGGCUAUCAUCAUGAGGCUACCCUGUAGGACCCUCACGCCAAGUGCUCGCUCCAGCCGCAACGCCAGGCCGACCAGUACCAAGGCUUGGAGGGAGCACAUCAAGAACUGUAGGGGUGACAUAAAAGUACCAGACUUGCAUCUGACAGAGAGCCAAGAAUUCUAUUACCUCCUUGUGCAUGGUGACAGGGAACUCGGUCAAACUGUUGUGGCUCACGUGAUGUACUCACCUGGUGAUCUGAGCGCCGUAGUGCACGCUCAGCUGGCCGAGUACCAAAGGUCACUCACAUUCGAUGACCAGCAUGGCGCUAGAACUGUGCUGAAUGCCAUCCCCAGUCUGGAUGGUAGUCAAGUCCAGACCUUACUGGAAACAAUCAAGUCUGCCCAGGCCGACUCAAUCAAGACAUUCCUGGAAGAAAGGAAGUCAGAGGGCAGGGAACCGACUAUGACCUGCAUGGAAUUGCAGCUUCUGUUGGGAACCGUCUUUUCCACUGCCAUGGCUGAAAUAGACAAACUUUCGACAGAGAGCAAAGCACACGAUGAAACAUACUCCGAGGGUGACUUGAAAAACGGAAAUGUCGUAUCAGAAAUUGAUUGCAGUCCAUCACACUGGCUGGAGAAACUGGCUCUGCAGAACCACGAGGCCGCUGAGCGAAGAAUCAAACGCUUCAAGUCGGGCGAGCUGAUGCUGGCCGGAAUGGCCGUGCCCGCCCCUGCCAAUAACACCAUCGCCUUGACUGCAGAGGAGUUUCUGAAGCAUUUUCAAGCCAGCGGUUUGCCCAGUGCAGAGGAUCUCUCCCCAGUCUCCGUGGCAACGGGAGACAGACCAUCUGGCCUGAGUGCAGGAAAGAACCCUCCCAGCCUGCCCUGUGGUGACCUCAAGAAGGCUACAUUUGAGGAGGCGCAGAAAUACACCGUCCCCGGAAUUCAGUAUUGUUUAGACUCUGGGCCCAGCCAGCAGAUGGACAGCCGCUUCUCCAAGAUGCAGCAGCGCUACAUCCGAUACGAGACGGCAUCCACCUGUUCCUCCGAUCAAGCCGCCUCCCCGGCAACCCUGACCAUCCCUCAGCCGUCUUCCUCCACAACCGAUUCUGCCACUGCUACCGUUAAUUCCACUUCUGCCUCCAGUAGUCCCACUUCUGCCACCGCUAAGGUGAAUAGUCAUCUCCAGAGGGACAGGCUCAGUGGCAGGGGCCAGCGGUUGGCUGAGAAAGCCCGCAGAUCAGCGGAAAAGGGACAGAGGUCGGUGGACAAGGGUCAGAUGUUGAUGCGGGUUCAGAGGUCAGCAGAGAAACGUCGGAGGAUGGUGCUGGAGAGAAACCACAGGAUCAGCCCAGGGAGGUCUCUUAGCAGAGGCCUGAAGAGGAAGGGGCAAGACACAGCGUCAGUCUCCCCGGCAAAGAAAAGGCCGAUACCGACUAGAAAAUCUCCCCGCAAAAGAGUUUCAUCAAUCCAGGUUCAGGAGGGGAAGCCCCUGGCAGAGAAGACAAACAAGGACUCCUGCCAUGCCUCGUCGUCGUCGUCAUCUUCCAGCUCAAAAUCACAAGCGAUGUCACGUUCCCAGAGGACAAGAAUGAAACUAAGGGUGAUUGUCAAAGAGUCGCUCGCGAGCCGGGGAGUCACCAAAGGGAGUAGGUGCUACGAAGCGUGCAUCGAGCGACUGUACAAGAUGGCAGAGAUGUAUGUCAAGGACUUGAAAACAUCCCGGGGCCUGAACGAGCAGAUGAAGAGUAUAGCAGAGGCCAACGCAGACUUCGUGGUGCAGUUCGAGCAGAACAGAAUCAAGAAUUCCUGAGACAAGAACCAGUCGCGAGUGGUCAGCUGGAGAAGAGUUGACCCGUGGGAAGAUUCAGAAAGAAGUCGCAAAGCUGACGGCGAAAUUAGAAGAUUAGGACAUGUAGACUGUGCGAGGCCCAUCACACAAAGGGCAGGUGGAGUGUAACCCUCCGGCAGUGAGGCUUUUUAUCUGACCCUGGCCUCAGUUUCAGAUGCCGUGACUCCAGGUCAGUGCUUUGUUCUUGGCUGGGUAAAAUCGACACGCGACCACGUUUAUCUAAACAACUGUUUAGAUUUUCGCGGUCAAUUUUGCUGUUUCAAAAUUUCGAUCCUACAAAAAAAUACUCAUUCGUCGUCAUCUGCUCAGAGCACUUUUAACGCAAGUGUCCAUCCGAGACCAGAAACGUUAAAAAAAAAAAAAAAGACAAGAUUUCAGGGGAGACUAUACAUUUCAUGACUCAGGCCAUCACCGGUCAUCACUCAGCAAGACUGGAUUUCAAGUAUUAUGAACUAGUUACAGCUUACACCUCAGGGCUUGGUUACAAGGGUUCUACGUUAGUGCCCCGAACCAUCUAUGCACCGAGUGGAUAAAGUAUCGACUUGCACCUUAAUGCCCUAAACAUCAGGGAUCUAGAGUACCAAAGCAUGACAUCAUUUGAAUCAGGACGUGUAGCGCACUGGUUAUUGUGCUGAUUUCUUUUGUACAAAUAACUCUGUGCACGACGUAUUCACGUUACUACUCUGUAGACAUUUCAUCUAUGCAAUUCGAGCCCAUGUUUAAUUUCGUGCUUGAUUUUUUUUCCAAUACUAAUUUCAUCACCUUCCAUGUAUUAUUGUAAGGCCAUGUUGGAAUCACUUGACUUUAGCUUACAACUAUAGACGAAUUUGGCGCGAGCCACAGCCAAGCAAUUCCAAGUAAUUGGCCUAGUCGAAGUAAACAUCUGCAUUUUUUUUGAAGAUUUAAAAUGAAGGUGCACAUAUUUACUUUUUUACCAUCGAG
Acanthaster planci (crown-of-thorns starfish) is the source of this 3857-nucleotide messenger RNA. Its product is annotated as mdm2-binding protein-like. The record is from RefSeq and is a predicted model, not a curated record. Gene Ontology annotation, biological process: protein localization to kinetochore; traversing start control point of mitotic cell cycle; regulation of protein ubiquitination. Gene Ontology annotation, cellular component: kinetochore. NCBI's taxonomy places the organism in Eukaryota, Metazoa, Echinodermata, Asteroidea, Valvatida, Acanthasteridae.